Molecule: messenger RNA, 717 nt
Organism: Paraglomus brasilianum
Lineage: Eukaryota; Fungi; Glomeromycota; Glomeromycetes; Paraglomerales; Paraglomeraceae
Source: the annotation of a GenBank genome assembly
AUGUCUUUAAUCAAACGACCAGACCAACCACAACGUAAAAGUAUCUCGCGAGCGUUUAGAGCUUCGUCAGUUCCUUUAAAUAACAAUGUAACUCCGUUGGAUAUUUUAGAAGGGCAGUUGGCGGGGCUGGCAGACGCCUUUACAGGGUUACAGGCGAAAUUUGAGAAUUUGCAAGAGGUUCAUGAGACUUUUCUAACAUUUAACCAGUCGUUUUCGGCAUUUUUAUAUGGAAUAAAAAUGAAUGCGCAUUGCGUUGAAUUUCCAGAGGCACCGUCAGCAGAAUCUUUCCAACAUGUCGCACAAAAAACAGAAAUAGAGUGCGACAUAUCUGAUGAAGAAGCCUCGUCUCAGAAAGAAGAACAAAAGCCACCACAACCAUCACAGAGUAAAGUUAAACCAAAAUCUAAACAAUUAAUUCAACCGAGCAAAUCCAGAGCUAUGAACAUUAAGAAAUUUAUUACGAGGCUUAUGAAUGGGCUUCCGUUAAAGUAUAGGGAACAACAGCCCCAUCGUAAUAACAUGGAGCUCAUGGUAAAGCUACUAGUUACUAACCCGGAAGGACUAUAUAUGCAGGAAUUUGUUCGACAGACUACGAUGCCGCGUGUCCGCUGUAAUGAAUAUCUUAACGCGUUAGUGCACGCGAAGGAAGUAGUAAAAAUUAACAGAAAAGGACAAUUGUUCAGAUUGGACCCUGUGAAGUAUCCCUUCGCCAAAUAA